Messenger RNA from Betta splendens (Siamese fighting fish), 1343 nucleotides. RefSeq names its product proteasomal ubiquitin receptor ADRM1-like. Gene Ontology annotation, cellular component: cytoplasm; nucleus; proteasome regulatory particle, lid subcomplex. NCBI's taxonomy places the organism in Eukaryota, Metazoa, Chordata, Actinopteri, Anabantiformes, Osphronemidae. The transcript is spliced from 9 exons. The record is from RefSeq and is a predicted model, not a curated record. The coding region runs from base 1 to 1260 and encodes 419 amino acids. Gene Ontology annotation, molecular function: ubiquitin binding; endopeptidase activator activity; proteasome binding. Gene Ontology annotation, biological process: ubiquitin-dependent protein catabolic process.
AUGUCGUCAGGCGCUCUCUUUCCAAGCCUUGUGACCGGUUCCAGGGGAAGCUCCAGCAAGUACCUGGUCGAGUUUCGUGCUGGCAAAAUGACUCUCAAGGGAAACGUAGUGACACCGGAUAAACGCAAAGGCAUGGUGUACAUCCAGCAGUCUGAUGACUCCCUAAUUCACUUCUGCUGGAAGGACAGGACAACUGGGAAUGUGGAUGAUGACCUAAUCAUCUUCCCUGAUGACUGUGAAUUCAAGAGGGUGAGCCAGUGCACCACUGGACGUGUUUACGUUCUGAAAUUCAAGGCUGGCUCCAAGAGACUGUUCUUCUGGAUGCAGGAACCAAAGACUGAGAAGGAUGAUGACUUCUGUCGCAAGGUUAAUGAGUACCUGAACAACCCUCCCAUUCCUGGAGCACCUGGAAGCGGAGGCGGCAGUGGCCAUGAACUUUCUGCACUUGGAGGAGAGGGAGGUCUUCAAAACCUGUUGGGAAAUAUGAGUCACAACCAGCUAAUGCAACUGAUGGGCCCCACAGGUCUGGGCGGCCUAGUAGGUCUAGGAGCUCUAGCUGGACCAGGACUGGCCAAUUUGCUGGGAAGUGGAGGACAAGCUACCAGCAGCUCUUCAUCCAGUCUAAGCUCUCGUAGCCAGUCAGCUGCAGUUACGUCUUCAUCAGGUGGAGCCUCCAGACAGAGUUCCUCUCAGGCCCCUGCCACCUCUGUGACCCCUGCUGCCGCUGCUGCUGCUUCAGCUGUGGCACCUACUAGUGCUGCUUCCUCAGCCCCAGCCUCAGCUCAGACUCCAUUGGCCUCAGCUUCUGGUGCCAGCCCAGGCUCUCAUCAGCCCAUCCAACUCAGUGACCUUCAGAGCAUCCUUGCCACCAUGAAUGUUCCUGCAUCAGCGGCUGCUCAGGGAUCAGCAGUGGACCUUGCAAGUGUGUGCACCCCAGAGAUGAUGGCUCCCAUACUGACCAAUGCCGAGGUCCAGCAAAGACUGCUGCCCUUUCUCCCCUCUGGGGAGAGUUUACCACAGAGUGUUGAGGAGAUCCAGAGCACACUUAGCUCACCUCAGUUCCAGCAGUCGAUGAGUAUGUUCAGCAGUGCCCUGGCCUCCGGGCAGCUUGGACCUCUGAUGAGUCAGUUUGGUUUGCCAGCAGAGGCUGUGGAUGCAGCUAACAGAGGAGACGUGGAGGCAUUUGCUAGAGCCAUGCAGGCCAAAAAAGGAGACUCCAACAAGAAGAAAGAUGAAGACGAGGACAUGAGUCUGGAUUAAAGUAUCUGGCUACUCCUUUAUUAAAUCUGGCUUCCUUUUUCCAGUUUGUCUGCAUCCUUCCACCAAUGUCUUAACUUUUUUUA